Messenger RNA from Paramuricea clavata, 2472 nucleotides. Lineage: Eukaryota; Metazoa; Cnidaria; Anthozoa; Malacalcyonacea; Plexauridae. The record is from the annotation of a GenBank genome assembly.
AUGGCAGAUCGCAGAGAUCCACGCAUGAUAAUCGAGUCCUUGGCCAGCAACAUGUGCGACAAUGUAGAAGGUUUCAAAGCUAAACUUGAUGAUCAAUUGCAAAGACGUCAUUCCGGAGAAACAAUAUUAGAUGCAUUUCGUGUUCUUUUAAACGAUCCUCUAUUUGCCCUGGAAGAGCGCGAACCAAUGCUAUUGGUUAUCGAUGCACUGGAUGAAUGCGCGGUUGAAGGAAAAAGUGAAUUUUUGGAGUUAAUUUCGGAAGAGUUUCCUAAACUACCCCAGUGGAUCAAAAUCUUGAUCACAAGCAGACCAGAACUACCAGUGAAAGAAGAACUACACCAUCUCAAUCCCGUGCAAAUUACCCCUCAUGAUACGAGAAACGAAGAAGAUCUCCAAAACUAUCUUCGAAAUUUUUUAUCACCUAUCUGUCAUGAUGACAAAGUCCUUGAGUCAUUAUCUCGGAAAUGUGAAGGAUCAUUUCUUUUCGCAUAUUUCACUCAAUUAGAGUUGAAGGAAACAACGACACAGCUAACGACACAAAACAUUUCCGAACUUGUUCCCAAAGGCAUAGGUGGUUUUUACCUAAAGCAAUUUAAGCAUUUAAAAGAUCAACUAAAUAACUUUGGUUCAUCGGAAGUCAAGUUAAAGCAUUUUCUUCAAGUCCUUGUUGCGUCUAAAGGCCCACUGCCAUUGAGUUUAUUGCCCGAGUGUCUAGGGUUGCCUGAUGAUAUCGAGUACGAAGUACGUGAGUCAAUCAUUGGAAUCAUUUCCUCGAUUUUGCCUGUUUACGACAAUUGUUUAACUGUUUAUCACAAGUCACUUCGUGAUUGGUUGAUGUCCGAUGGUUAUAAAGAACAUUCUUUUACUCUUGAUUCCCACACUGGGCAUGAGUAUUUAUGGAGAAUUUGCAAGAAAGAGUUUGAUCAAAUUAUUUCAUUGAGUACGUUCUCAAGCUUUAAGGCAUCUCCGAUGACAAUAUAUGCUCUGACUCAUGGAAUUUCUCAUAUGAUCCAAUCUGGCGGCAAAACAAGUUACCAUUUGUCAGUUGAUGUAAAAAUAGUCCAUGCCAGCAUCACGAAUCAGAAAGACUGUUUUAAAAUGGAAUGCGAAUGGAGGGAAAUCGUUGAUAAUUCACUUUCAAAUUUAAGCGGUGAACUGUUACAGGAAUUGGACUGGCAUAUCAAUCUUUUCGAAAGUUUCUCGUGGUACAGAAGUCCCGCUGUAUAUUAUUUGCAAUCUGUAGCAAAUAGAAUCAACUUCAGUAAUGAAACAAGAUCACUUGCUAGAUCAUUGUUGGAGCAGGGGCAUCAGUUUUGGUUUGAAGAUUUGGACACUACAGAACUAAGAAACCAUUUUUACAAGUCAGUUUCCUUGCGAACGAAUGUCACGUGUAUGUGUGUAUCAUCCAACAAACAGCUUGUUGCAGCUGGAUAUAAAGACGGAUGGAUUUCAAUUCUCAGAGUGCCAGACUUCCAAGAAGUACAUACCUUUGAUACUAUACCGGAAUCUAAUGCUUGUCGUUUCAUCUUCCUUGUAUAUGAACGGGGUUACACAACGAAGGUCUCUGGUACUCCGUUGAGGUCCUGUUCAUUUUCGCCAUCAAGCGUCAGGCUGGUUACUUGCGAUGGUUCAAAAAAGGUAAAGUUAUGGGAUGUCAACAGUGGCAACCUAUUAGCACGAUUGCAAGCUGGAGGACCUGUUGAUUGCUGCUCCUUCAGUGAAUGUGGUUUGUUUAUUUUAGCGGACAAAGCGUGGCGGCAUGGUCAAAACGAAAUGGAUUUAUUCACUGUGUGGAAUGCAUUAACCCUACAAAGAGUUGAUCGACGCAAUAUUCAGCAAAGAGCGGAUCAAGGCAAUCGUUACAGUUCGUUUAGGUUUCUACCCGAUAGGAAUAAUAAGAGCGAACUUUUACUGUCCCGUAACGGUCAUUAUAUUGAUGUAUUUCAGUUACCCGAUGCGCUUCCCCUUGCUCGGCUAUACGAACGAGUUUCCUCACUUUCACCUUUCGUACCACUGGAUAUCACCACUAAAUACGGCCACUGGCGCGACUGUGUCUUGCACCAUACCAAUGAGUCAAUACAGUACACUGAAGUUGAUCAGUUAGAGAAAGUAAGAAAUCGAGUCUAUUCCAACGAGAGAUGUUCGUGUAAGUUCGAAGAAAACAGACCUGGUCCCGUUACAGUUCAAAAACUAUACGUGGUGCCAUUUUUUAACAAGUUAAAUAUUUUCAGUGUUGCCGAUCAGCCUUCAAUGUCGAUUCAGCCUUCGUUCGUUUCAGAACCGUGUGUCAUUUCGUGUUGCUGUUUCUCACCAAACGGCUCUUUCCUGGCAACUUGUGCAAAUGGUGCUCCUCUUUCCGUUCUUGUUUCCGUUCUUGCAAAUGGUGCUCCUCUUUUCGUUGUAUGGGACACUAAUCUUUGUGCUGUCAUACAAGUUUUGCGAUUCCCUCUGGUGCGCGCAGUGGGCUGCUAG